AUGCUCGAGAAGAAGGUCCUGAAACCCCUCGUGCUGGAUCCGGCAAAGCAUGGUACCCUUCGCAAGCCAGUGCUUGUUAUUGCCAUUACCGAUGGCGAGCCAUACGGCGAAUCACGCGACAAGACCGCCGAGGCCAUUAUACACGCGAAGAAGCACCUCGAGCGCUCCAAGUACGGCGCGGACGCCGUCAGCUUCUCCUUCGCCCAAGUUGGCAACGAUGCGGCAGCGCAGCGCUUCCUCAGCUCCCUCGAUAAUGAUCCAAAGAUUGGCAGCUUGAUUGACCAGACAAUGGAGUUUGACCAAGAGGCCGCCGAGGUCCGCCAAAAGCUCAAUGGGUUUGAGCUGACACCCGAGCUGUGGUUGCUCAAACUGCUGCUGGGUGGUAUUGAUGUCGCGUAUGAUAUGAAGGACGAGCGCCAUUAG
This is a messenger RNA of Apiotrichum porosum, 423 nucleotides long. RefSeq lists its product as uncharacterized. Lineage: Eukaryota; Fungi; Basidiomycota; Tremellomycetes; Trichosporonales; Trichosporonaceae. The record is from RefSeq and is a predicted model, not a curated record. The transcript has 5 exons. The coding region runs from base 1 to 423 and encodes 140 amino acids.